AUGGGUUGCCUUCGGAAACGGCGAAGUGUGAAAAAGAAUCCGUUGAAGAAUAUGCAGGUUCUUAUUAAAUUGAACCCAAAUGCCCGUGCUGAACGCAAUGCUCGUGUUACCCAAAAUAACUCGACUGUGAGACGCAAGCAUAAGAAGUCGAAGUUGUCUGCAAAAGCUAAGGAGGCAUCAAAGACGUCGGAUGACGCCAAGGCGUGA
Molecule: messenger RNA, 207 nt
Organism: Mesocestoides corti
Lineage: Eukaryota; Metazoa; Platyhelminthes; Cestoda; Cyclophyllidea; Mesocestoididae
Source: the annotation of a GenBank genome assembly